AUGCUCUCACGUGCUGCUGUGAAGGCACCCUGCACACACAACCGUCGCCGCGUGGCCGGAUCCCGCGGAAGGAGGAGGGAAGGAAGAGAGAGUGAGCCGCAGAGGCCCAACAUGUCCCGGCGUGUGUUUACUUCCGCGGUGCUGCUCCUCCUCGUCGUGAUGAUGUGCUGCGGCACUGGUGGGGCUGCAUCCAGUCGGGACGUGCCGUCAGCUUCGGGAUCUUCAAAGGAGGAACGUUAUGUUUGGAGAGACGUGAAAGGAGGAGAAAAAGUGGGUUUGCUCCGUGUUCCCAGUCUUGUUGAGAUGAAUGGUGUCGUGUUUGCCGUUGCCGAGGCGCAGUGCACGGAAGCCGGCAAGAACGUUUUUACUGGGAUUGCCUCGGAGUUCCUGGUAUUGGCUGAUCAAAAAAACCCAAAAGAGUUGGACACAACUGCAGUAACGACACAAGUGCUGGAGGAAUGUUUUUCCGAAGAAGAGAAUUGUGCCUCACAAGAAGCGGAUCAGGUAGUCUCCCAAGGAGUGAGGAGGGUAAAUGUGAGCCGACCAACAACAGUCGUGCAGGGAAGUGAUAUUUACAUGCUUGUUGGGAAAUAUAGCCGUGAAGAUGCUGCCGGAUGUCAGGGUGGGGCUGACGCGGCUCCAUGGGGACUUUUGCUGGUGAAAGGGCACGUCAGUGGUACUGAAGGAGGCAAAAACAUACACUGGAACGAUACUCACGCUAUCCCGUGCACUUUUUUAAGCCAACAACACGAAUCUUUGAUGCGUCUAAUUGGCAGCGGUGGAUUGGGGGUUAAGAUGAAUGACGGUACGCUUGUGUUCCCAGUGGAAGGCACGAAGGAGAAGAAUGGAAAGACCGUUUCGCUGAUCCUAUGCUUGCAGGAUACUAAGAGUUGGAAGCUGUCGAAUUGGAUGUCUGCCGAUGGCUGCAGUGAUCCCUCCGUCGUGGAGUGGAAGGACAAAAAACUCAUGAUGAUGACUGCGUGUGGUGAUGGCCGCCGCAGGGUGUACGAGAUCGGUGACAAGGGGGAGUCGUGGACGGAGGCACUCGGGACACUCUCGCGUGUGUGGGGCAAAAAAAGAAAGGAAAAUGUGAAACUCGUUGGAAGCGGGUUCAUCACAGCAACGAUUGAAAACGGAGAUUAUAAUAAAAAAGUGAUGCUCGUUACUCUGCCGGUGUAUCCCAAGGAUACUGAUAAAGGACAAAAUAAAGAAAAGGGCAAACUCCAUCUUUGGCUGACGGACAAUACGCACAUUGUUGAUAUUGGGCCGGUAUCUGUGGAAGGAGACGAUGAGAUUGCCGCCAGCUCCCUGUUGUACAAAAGUGCUGAAAGUGAAGAUAAGAAGGAAGAGUUGAUUGCACUGUACGAGAAGAAGAAGGGCGAUGAGGAGGAAUCACUCGGUAUGGUCUCUGUGCGUCUGACUGAGCAGUUGACGCGGGUGAAGGAGGUGCUGGCGACCUGGAAGGAUGUAGACAGCCGUGUCUCCCAGCUGUGCAUCAAUUCACUUGCUCAGAAGGAUCCCUCAGCUGACAGUGUCUGCACUGAUAAGAUCACGGAUGGGCUGGUUGGCUUUUUGUCCGGCAGCUUCUCUUAUAACACAUGGAGGGACGAGUACCUUGGGGUGAACGCCACAGUAAAGGACGGUGCAGCAGGGGCAAUAUUGCAUGGCGGCGGCGUGAAGUUCACAGGGCGUGGUGCGUGGGCGGAGUGGCCCGUUGGCGAGCAGGGGGAGAAUCAGCUGUACCACUUUGCGAACUACAACUUCACUCUUGUGGCGACGGUGUCCAUCGACAAGGCGCCGGAGGAGGGAGAUAACACUAUUCCUUUGAUGGGUGUGAACAUGAAGGGUGCAGGGAAUUCUGUGUUCCUGGGGCUGUCGUACAACAACAACGGAAAGAAGUGGAUAUUACUCUGCGGUGACGGAACGAAUUCUGGGGAGCACAGCAGCAAUUGGGAAUCGGGGACGAAACGCCACGUGGUAAUUUUGCUACGGAACGGCAACCAGAGCUCCGCGUACGUCGAUGGUCAGCGUGUGGGUGUGGGUGCAUCGUGUGCAUUGGGAAGCACUGAAUCCCAAGAGACCUCCCACUUUUACAUCGGAGGCGAUGGAGGCAGCGCAGGGAGCAAGGGAAGCCGUGGAGUCGUUCUUGUGACGGUGACGAACGUCCUGCUGUACAACCGCCCGUUGACUUCCGAAGAGAUUGGCGUCCUUAACCCGAAUAAAGCCCUCAUUUCACCUUUGAAAGAGGAGCCGUCGACGCCUUCACCAGUUCCUUCUGCUUCCGUUGUGCCUCCCACUCCUCUGGUGGCCGCAACUGCUCAGCAAACCGGAAAUUCGUCCACUCCCGACGGAACACAUCCGACGGAACAGGGGCAGCCGAUGGGGAGCAGUGGUGCGGAGAGUGGCGGUGCAUCCGCAUCAGCGGCGUCCACUGUCAGUAUUCCAUCUGCAGAAAAGGACUCCGUAAUGCAGAUGGCGUCAGGAAAAUCUUCCGAUGGAGCUCAAACCGUGGAUGGCGGUUCUACUGCUGAUGGCGACCCAACGGUGGAGAAAAGAGAAGGAACGGAUGCGCAGAAGGAAGAGGGAAUCCAUCCACAGGUCAGAGAAGUAAAUGCUACGGCACUCAACAGCAACCUCGGAAGUUUUCCGCAGGGGAAUAACAGUGAUGCCGGCAGCAUGCGUGGGAGCGGACUGCUACCAUCGCUGCUUCUUCUUCUGUUGGGACUGUGGAGGCUUGCGGCUCUGUGA
This is a messenger RNA of Trypanosoma cruzi, 2748 nucleotides long. Its product is annotated as trans-sialidase, putative. The record is from RefSeq and is a predicted model, not a curated record. The transcript has a single exon. Gene Ontology annotation, molecular function: exo-alpha-sialidase activity. Lineage: Eukaryota; Euglenozoa; Kinetoplastea; Trypanosomatida; Trypanosomatidae. The coding region runs from base 1 to 2748 and encodes 915 amino acids.